AUGAAACAAUCAACCUUGUCUUUUGGCAAACCAGAUGGUAGUUCUUCAGCUGCUUAAUCAAAAAAUAAACCACCAGCCUAGUAAAAGCUUAGCUUUGGGGUUGGAGGCCAGUUAGGAAUAAAGAAAAUUGGAGAUAAAAACGCUGAAGCCCCUAUUGAUUCUAAAUUGAAGGUAUUAAAUGAGGCAUCAGCCAAAUCAGAGAUUCAAACUGAUGCAUCAGUUAAAAGUAGCACACCUUCUAAGUCUGGAGUAAGACUUACCAAGAGAACAAUUGAAGAGGUCGAAGAGUCACAGAUUGUAGAAAAGGUAGAAGUGCAUUCAACUACAAAGAAGAUCAGAAAUAAUGACGGGGAAGCUACUGAUUUCGUGAAAGAGGAAAAAUUAAUGGUAAAAUCUGCUCAGAAAUCAGCAAGCGCAUCCAAGCAAACCAAAAAAGAUGAUGAAGAAAUGAAAGAAGUUGAGUAGAAUUUCCCACCAAAAGAUCUGUCAAAGCUUAAACCCCCAAGCUCAGCAAAAUAUGAUCCAAUAUAAGAUGCUCCAUUCCACAAGGGCUAGCUUGUACCUUUCGGUUUUAUCGCAAGAGGUCUUUCAGAAAUCGAACUUUGUAGAGGUAAAAAUAGCAAGGAUGCCAUCAAGGAAAUUGUAGCAAAUAUUUUCAGAAGUACAAUACUAUUAAAUCCAAGAGAGCUACCAGAUCUGUUCUAUUUCUUCUGUGUUAAACUAGGUCCAGAUUACGAUUCACCAGAGACUGGUAUUGGUAUAGAACUUCUAUCAAAUGCUGUUGCAAAAGCAUGUGGAAAAUCUCUGAAGCAAAUCAGAGAGCAGUUUAAGUAAGAAGGAGACUAUGGUAUUGUUGUAGAGAAAAGUAAAGGUGUCUAAAAAUCACUUGGAACAUUCUUCAAGAAAUCAUAGGAAACACCAAAGGAUUUAACAUUCAAAAGAGUAUUUGAGGCAUUCAAUAAAAUUGCUAGAUAGUCAGGAAAUAAUUCUCAAAAUGAGAAGGAAUCUAUUAUACUUAAACUACUUUAAGAUGCAACUAAUGAAGAGGCAAAGUAUAUUGUCAGGUGGCUGCAGAAAAACUUAAAGACUGGAGCAGCUGAGAAAACAUAUAUUUUAGCUUUAGCAAGAGCAAUCGCUUAUACUCCACCCAACCACAAAGGUAAAAUUCUGAAUUCAAAAUUGACUCUCGGCGAUUAAUUAUUCGCUGAAAAAUGUGAGAAAAUCGAAUUAGCUAUAUGUGAAGCUAUUUGCGAAUUCCCUAAUUAUGGGCUAAUAAUUGAGACACUUCUUGAGCAUGGAGAUGAUCUUCCAAAGCUGAAAGAUAGAUGCCAUAUUACUGUAGGCAUACCAGUGAAGCCUAUGCUGGCUAAACCAACUAAAGGUGUUAGAGAGGUCUUAGAUAGAUUCGAACAAGUUAAAUUCACUUGUGAAUACAAGUAUGACGGUUUCAGAGGAUAGAUCCACUUCAACAGAAAUAACCCAUAACAAAUGGUAAAAAUAUACUCUAGAAAUUUAGAAGAUAUGACUGGCUAAUACCCUGAUGUGGUAGAGUUCGUUGAAAAAUCAGCAAGUCAAGAUGUCGAGACAUAUAUAUUAGACAGUGAACUGGUUGCCUUUGAUCACGUUAACAAUAGAAUAUUACCAUUCUAAACACUUACAUAAAGAAGCAGAAAGAAUGUGACAGAGGAGGAUCUGAAGACAAAAAUUUGCAUCUGUGCUUUUGAUCUUCUCUAUCUUAAUGGGGAAUCUCUCUUGAAAGAACCAUUCAUAAAAAGAAGAGAAAUUCUUCAUAAAAAUCUUCAUGAGGUUCAAAACAGUUUCGUAUUCGCUAAAUAUAAGGAUGCUGAGGCAUUAGAAGCCAUUUAGGAAUUCCUAGGUGAUUCUAUUAAAGAUUCUUGCGAAGGAUUAAUGAUCAAGACUCUCGAGACAAAUGCUACUUAUGAACCAUCGAAGAGAUCUCUGAAUUGGCUGAAACUUAAAAAAGAUUAUAUUGAUUCUGGUUUAGGUGAUAGUUUGGAUUUAGUUGUUGUAGGAGCAGACUUUGGUAAAGGAAAAAGAACAGGUAUGUAUGGCUCUUUUCUUCUUGCUUGCUAUGAUGAAAACCUUGAGGUUCUUUAAACUGUGACUAAGAUGGCCACUGGGUUAUCAGAUGAGAUGCUCGCAAAGAUCUACUCCUAAUUAAAAGAUCUUGAAAUAGACAAGCCACCUUCUAACUUGAAAUUCAAGGAAAAGAAUAUUGAUGUUUGGCUUGUGCCCAAAUACGUGUGGGAGAUCAAGUGCGCAGAUCUAUCUAUGAGUCCUAUUUAUUGUGCCUCAAUUGGCUCAGUAGAAAAGAAUAAAGGAAUAGCUUUGAGAUUCCCUAGAUUUAUAAGAGAAAGAGACGAUAAAUCUGUAGAAGAUGCUACUUCAAGUGAAUAAAUCCUAGAAUAUUAUAAGAGCCAACCCUCUUUGCUAAAGAAUGAUGGAGAAGAUGAUGACUUUGAUUUUUGA
Molecule: messenger RNA, 2490 nt
Organism: Stylonychia lemnae
Lineage: Eukaryota; Ciliophora; Spirotrichea; Sporadotrichida; Oxytrichidae
Source: the annotation of a GenBank genome assembly